Molecule: messenger RNA, 708 nt
Organism: Paramuricea clavata
Lineage: Eukaryota; Metazoa; Cnidaria; Anthozoa; Malacalcyonacea; Plexauridae
Source: the annotation of a GenBank genome assembly
AUGGCCAGAGAAGUAUGGGCAUGGUGCAUGACCAGGAAUAUUUGGCUCACUGCCAGCCAUAUUCCUGGGAAACUUAAUGUUGUUGCCGACAAGGCCUCCAGGGUGUUUGAUGAUUCUACAGAAUGGAAACUGGAUGCUAACAUAUUUCCAAAGCUAACAGCACACUUUGGUACCCCUGAAGUGGACAUGUUUGCUUCCAGACUUAACUACCAAAUGACACCAUUUGUUUCAUGGCAUCCUGACCCUCAAGCAUGGGCUAUUGAUGCCUUUACUUUGGACUGGAAUAAUAUAUUAUUUUAUGCCUUUCCACCUUUCAGCAUUAUACCACAUUUCACAUUCCAAGUAUUGCAAACACUGGAUACAGCUCAGACACAAGCAAUCCUAAUUGUGCCAAAUUGGCCACCCGAGCCAUGGUACCCUAUGUUGACAAGGUUGUUGAUCCAACAACCAAUCCUUCUACCAAAACACAAGAGCAAUGUGUCUCUUCCUUUCAAGCAAGAAAAAGAACACCCGCUGGGGAAACAACUGAAGCUGAUGGCCUGUCUCUUAUCCGGCGAUCCCUGUCAAGUAAGGGCAUUUCAUCAAAAGCUCAAGCAACAACACUCAACUCCUGGCGGUCUGGAACACAAAAACAAUACCAAGUCUUUCUCAACAAGUGGCAGUCAUUUGCUAAUCAGUGGAAUGCAGAUCUCCUUCAUCCAACUCUGA